AUGAAAUCAAUAACAAAUCUGCAUAUCGAAACGUCUGAUCGUCAUAUGAAUUUCGAUUCAAUCAAACGACUUAUUCAUUGUUGUCAUUCAUCUCUUCAACAUAUUACACUCAUUGCCUACGAUAUUUAUGGAUUCAAUGGACAAACUUUGGAGAAAUUAUUUCAGAUUUGUAAGAAGCUCAAGAAAUUCGAUUUUCUCAUUGAAUAUUAUCAUCAUGAGAACGUCAAUAUGACCGAACAAUUGCAUUACUUUCAAAGUAAUUGGUGGCUUGAUGAUUGUCGACCACCAGUCCUUGUUUAUCGUGAUGAUCAUAACUAUAGUAUUAUGGCUUCAAUGCCUUGUUUAUCUUCGCUGCACUCUCUAAGUUUAUCUAUUAAUCCAGACAUGUGGCCAUUGAAUAAAGGACAUUUCGAUUCAGUACAAAUUUACUUUAGCCAUGUGACUUCAGUUUAUUUCAUCAACAACAAUCAACAACCUGUUCUUCUCGAUUUUUUGUAUUUGAUUAGUCAAGUUUUUCGUUCUCGUGUCGAAUAUUUAGAAUUCAAAUACUGGGGAUUCAAGUAUCCACGUACACUUUAUGAACUACUGAUUAAUGCAACAGAAAUGGCUCCAUGUUUACCAAGUAUAAGACAUUUAAAAACGAGUUCGUCAGAUUGGAAUGGAUUGAAUGGAAUGACAUUAGUUAUUUGGUUGUUGUUGGCAUCCAAUAUUAGAGCAUUGUAUUUGCCAGAAAUGAAUAAUGCUGAUAAAUUACAACUAGGAGAAGAACUAAGUGCAUUGUUUACGAUUGAUCCACGUUUGAAAACGAUUUCAAAUCGGAUUGAACGAGUAGCUAUUAAUUGGUCUUUUGAUCAGAAUGGUGAUCGAACGAAGCCAGAAAUUUUCGAUCUCUUUGCACAAAUUUUUCCUAAAGCUAUCAUUUGUAAUGUGUAA
Molecule: messenger RNA, 933 nt
Organism: Rotaria sp. Silwood2
Lineage: Eukaryota; Metazoa; Rotifera; Eurotatoria; Philodinida; Philodinidae
Source: the annotation of a GenBank genome assembly